CCAGAAGCCUGAAGCCGAGCUGGCCGUGUGGGCUGCAGGGUGGCGCUGCUCGCCCGGGUAGUUGAGUCCUCCAGAGGGAGACACGCAGUGUUGCUAUUCAAGAUGCAGUUCAUGCUUCUGUUCAGUCGACAAGGAAAGCUCAGGCUUCAGAAGUGGUACGUGCCUCUGUCUGAUAAGGAGAAGAAGAAGAUCACCAGAGAGUUGGUGCAGACGGUGCUGGCUCGAAAGCCCAAAAUGUGCAGCUUUCUGGAGUGGAGAGACAUGAAGAUUGUAUAUAAGAGAUACGCCAGCCUGUACUUCUGCUGCGCGAUAGAGAACCAGGACAACGAGCUGAUCACUCUGGAGAUCAUCCACAGAUACGUGGAGCUGCUGGACAAAUACUUCGGCAGUGUUUGUGAGCUGGACAUUAUCUUUAACUUUGAGAAGGCGUACUUCAUCCUGGAUGAGUUCCUGCUGGGGGGGGAAGCUCAGGAGACGUCCAAGAAGAACGUUCUGAAGGCCAUCGAGCAGGCGGACCUGCUGCAGGAGAACAUAGACUUUCAGAUGCGCCUGUUUGCAGGUGUGAUGCUCCCAAAUAUGGUCUCUGAGUCCUCUGGUCUUUUCCAGAAUUAGUCCUGCAGCCCCGUCAUGAGUACUUUGCUGUGCCCGUGUACUGAUGGUCCGCCUGCAUGAGUGUGUGCGCUCUGAGCUGCUGUCCGUGUGAAACUCUUCACUUCCAUAUCAACACCUUCACUUUGGAACAUCUAAAGGAGUUCUCCAGAUGUUUGUGGAUGAUUCAUGUGGUGACAUAUGAUCAUGUCUCAUGUUAUUGUUUCACAUCUCUUUAUUAUGACCGCUGUAAAUCAUCACGACCCAGCUGAUGGAAACCCACUCAGACCUCAAAUCAUCUGAAAUGAUUUCCUCAGAUGCGUCUUCUUCACAAAAUCUCUUUUUAUGUUGAUCCCUCAUGGGGGGGGGGGGCGUGUCCAUAUAAAAUAAACAAAAUAAAUCUGGGGAUAUAUUUCUAAAUCUGAUUUAAAUUCCUUAAUUUUCUUUUUUUAAUCUGAGAGCAGGAGGCAGAACAUCUUUGCCUGGUCGAGCUCUAUGUUUCUAAAUGUUUGUUGUUGUAAUACCCCCCCCCCCCCCCCUUUGUUCUAAGUAUUCACAUCUUGUGUUAGUGAGUUAUGUAACAUUACUUUAAAGUCACCUGGAUGAAAACACCUGAGUCGUGCUGAGUCAGCCUCUAGUGGCCGGAUCGAGUAUUACAACAACAACACACAUUUAAAUGAGCUUAAAAUAAAGUUUCACCAUCAAAUGUUUCAUCAGCGUGUUUUCACAGAUGAAAGAAAAGUAACUUAGAAAAAUGGACCUGGCAAAAUCUUUUUGCACAUUACAUUAAGAUUACAUUAAGAUUACAUUAAGAUUAAGAUUACAUUAAGAUUACAUUAAGAUUAAGAUUACAUUAAGAUUACAUUAAGAUUACAUUACAUUAAGAUUAAGAUUACAUUAAGAUUACAUUAAGAUUACAUUAAGAUUACAUUACAUUAAGAUUAAGAUUACAUUAAGAUUACAUUAAGAUUAAGAUUACAUUAAGAUUACCACAUCAACUCUUUAGAUCAGAUUGAAUGUCCAGAGUUUUAUAUUGUUCAGAGUUCUUCUUUCAGUUUCAGAUUUGUGUUCAUGUCAUCAUGUGUUGUUAGAAGAACAGCUGUUCUGUGUUUAAAUGAUUUCUAGAUGUAAAUGAACAGCAGCCCACUCUCCAGGUGAGUGCUGUUCGUAUUUCUACAUCAUUACGAUAAUAACAGCCUUACUCUUUCUUUAUCUUUUAUAAACGCUGAAUGUUUAGUAUUUAGAGGAUGUUUUUGAUCAUUGUAUAUAAAAGAUAAUAAAUAGUUUAUGAUUGUUUGUCAUGAA
Molecule: messenger RNA, 1893 nt
Organism: Cottoperca gobio
Lineage: Eukaryota; Metazoa; Chordata; Actinopteri; Perciformes; Bovichtidae
Product: AP-1 complex subunit sigma-2
Exons: 7
Coding region: 103-612 (169 amino acids)
Biological process (GO): vesicle-mediated transport; intracellular protein transport
Cellular component (GO): AP-1 adaptor complex; membrane coat
Molecular function (GO): clathrin-cargo adaptor activity
Source: RefSeq, a predicted model, not a curated record